Histoplasma mississippiense is the source of this 663-nucleotide messenger RNA. RefSeq lists its product with no specific name. The record is from RefSeq and is a predicted model, not a curated record. The coding region runs from base 1 to 663 and encodes 220 amino acids. The transcript is spliced from 3 exons. Lineage: Eukaryota; Fungi; Ascomycota; Eurotiomycetes; Onygenales; Ajellomycetaceae. Gene Ontology annotation, molecular function: DNA binding.
AUGACAUCUCUAGCUGACUGUACAGAGGUGGAGCGGCAGCUUCAGAUCAGCAAAGACCUCUUUUCAUACAGGGAAAAGGCCCUGGCCCUGGCCCUGCAGAAUCGAUCAAAGAAUACCAAUAAGCAGUAUCUCCCCAAGCAGAGAGAAUGGCGGGACUUCUGCAAGGAGACUGGCUUUGAAGAUGGGGAGAUGGUGACAGAGAGAAAGCUGGUCUGGUUUCUGGAAGAGAAGGUGCUUUGUCGUCCACUGCAGGGCUCUGUUUAUAAGAGCAAAAGAGCUCGUACGGACAGGGAUGGCAACACUGUGCUGCAGACUGUGGGUAAGAGCACAGUCAAGCUAUAUGUGGCAGCCGUGGUGGAUCUGUACAGAUUUCAGAAGAGCAGAGGAAUCAACUCCUCUGAUCAUCCACAUGAACAGCUGAGGGAGACAUCCCGUACGGCACAGCUGCCUGAACUUUUCAUCCUUCAGCUUUCAAAUGAGGGGCCCACUCCAUGUUGGCCUAUGAUUCUCAUCACAGAUAAUGGCAAGACCAACCAGCUGGGGCAGCUGAAGUAUGCUGCUGUGAUGAGACAUAAGAAUUCUCUACUCUGUACAAUAUCUCAUCUGGCAUUCUAUCUGUUCUACCGCUGGAAUAUUGUAUGGGAAAGUCUUCCAGACUUUUGA